AUGCCACAGCAAGUUAACAAAUUGAGUGCCCGCACACCCGCCACAGUGCGCCAAUCGAUGUGGGUAAUGCCGGUUACCCCAUCGUGUUGCCAAGGUCCAGUACUCCGUAUUGUCGGAGGAAGCCAAGGGCCAGCGACGUUUUUCUUCUGGAGGACCCGUUGGCCCUUAGGCUACGGCGUUAUAAAGCACCGGGACAAACCACGUCGUGCUGGGGCAGAAAUAAUAUCCAAGAAGGUCCUGGGUCACGCGUCGACGUGCCAUCAGCAGUAUCACCCGCACCAGGUUGCUGCUGAGCGGUGGUGA
Molecule: messenger RNA, 303 nt
Organism: Trypanosoma theileri
Lineage: Eukaryota; Euglenozoa; Kinetoplastea; Trypanosomatida; Trypanosomatidae
Exons: 1
Coding region: 1-303 (100 amino acids)
Source: RefSeq, a predicted model, not a curated record